Molecule: messenger RNA, 2172 nt
Organism: Lytechinus variegatus (green sea urchin)
Lineage: Eukaryota; Metazoa; Echinodermata; Echinoidea; Temnopleuroida; Toxopneustidae
Product: muscarinic acetylcholine receptor M3-like
Biological process (GO): adenylate cyclase-activating adrenergic receptor signaling pathway
Cellular component (GO): plasma membrane
Molecular function (GO): G protein-coupled acetylcholine receptor activity
Source: RefSeq, a predicted model, not a curated record
AAGUUUGUACUCAUUAUUGUCUUCUUUUUAUAUUUCCAUACAGGACCACGGCAGAGAUGGACAGUGUGAAUUCCACGGAGAGUACUGGGUUACCUCACUCGACCACUUCGCUGGUCUUCAUAUGCUUUUUCGCCCUUCUCAGCCAAGGACUCACCAUCGGCGGCAACAUCCUCGUCAUGUUGGCCUUCCGUAUUGAACGUCGUCUGCAUAAGCCCAGCAACUACUUCUUACUAAGCCUUGCGGCUGCCGAUCUUAUCAUCGGUCUUUUCUCCAUGCCCGUGUAUUCCCUCUACCUCAUCAUGGGAACUUGGCCCUUUGGUUCUGUUGUUUGUGACCUGUGGAUAUCCGUAGACUACGCAUGCUCAGAAGUAUCAGUAUUGAACCUGAUACUUAUAAGUGCGGACCGGAUGUGGUCCGUUCGUAACCCUGCGCGCUACAGGAACAAAAUGACGCUGCAACGCGCGGUGAUAAUGAUUAUUCCAACGUGGGUUUUACCUUUACUGCUUUAUUUUACAUCCGUCCUAGGUUGGACUAAAUUCACAAAUACCGAAGAUACACGACCUAAUGGAGAGUGUUAUUUACCGUUUAUGCAGGAUUCCCCUAAUUUCAUAACAAUAUCUACAAUUUUUGUGUUCUGGGUGCCACUAAUUGCAAUGUUUAUCAUGUACGCGAACAUCUAUAGGAUCAUUAGAAAUUUAGCGAAGAGGAAGAAAAAGGGCAGGGAAAAGCGACCGAGUUCGGCUUUGCCCCGUCCUUGCCCUGAUCAACUGCAAAGGAUAGCUCCUGUGGAGCCCACCUGUGUAGAAACCGAAGCUCCAGGUAUGGUCACAGAUUACACCACCACGACCACAACGACGACGUCAACGAGUCUCACUGCCGAUGGUUCGCGUCCGGAUGUGCCUCGUGUUGGGGUUAACAAAUGCAUCGCGAAGCGAAACAAAUCAGAUGCAGAUAGCUGUCUCGAUUCCAGCGAUGAAACGUCGUCAUCGGAGCGAAGACCAGAAAGCACCAUGUCGGCGUCGUCAAGGAAUGCAGUGGAUUCAAAACCAAAGCGAGUAAAUAAUAACAAGGUGAAGAUUGGUUCGUUAAAGCGUGGAAAUCAGGGAAGUCUAAGUGGAAGUAAGCGAGGUCUUCGUAGGACGCGUUCACAGCGCGGUGAAAGACAAAGUCGAAGCGAGCGGAAAGCAACGCGUACUUUGACCUUCAUUUUAGGGGCUUUCUUUAUCACAUGGAGUCCAUACUCUACCAUGGUAAUCAUCUUGGCGUGGUGUGAGACAUGUGUUCCAGCACAACUAUAUCAUUUUAGUUAUUAUCUGUGUUAUAUCAACAGCACCGUCAACCCACUCUGCUACGCUUUCGCCAACGAAUUAUUUCGAGCAAGUUUUCAUAAAAUUCUCACUUGUAAGACGUGUCGUGGAUAAUGAGUAGGACGUGGCGGAAUUUUUUUUUUAAGUUUCACUAUCUUAAAAAAGACUGUCCUGAGUUGAAACAGUUGUGGUCUUCUUUAAAAAUGAGGAACCCUUUUUGACAAAAUGUUGACAAUGUGAUGCUAAUGCGUUCCGCUCAUGACAACACCUGUGGAAUUCACAAUCAAUUUCAUCACGACGAAUGUGUGAUGUCAUCGUUACGUAGCUUCUGUGCACUAACACUAAGUCACGUGAUACGCAUGUUGCCAGUUUACAUGGACGACAAUGUAAGAAUGAGUCUAAACUGUAAAGAACUCAUUAAACUUAAACUAUGAACCAAUGUAUCACGUGAUAGCAAGCUUGUAAUCGUUUCGCUGUUUCAAACACGCCCCACCAGACUGAAUAUCAUCUUGAAAAAAAAUGUCUUGAAAAUAUUCACCAAGUUUCUAACAACAUGGAAAUAAUCGUCUUCUUUCUACAAAUUCAAUGAGUGUUUCCCAUUACUGUAAAUAAUAAGAAGAGCUCGUUGGUCAACUUGGUGGGUCCGUAAAUUGGUCAGUAGCAGUGCAUACCAAACACCAAAUCACCACUCUUCCCGUGUAAUAUCUCCCGAUGUACCAUCCCGGUGUUACAUAAAGACAAACCAUGUAGUACAGCAGUAAAUCUAAGAUUGAAUUAUUGUGAUGUCCUUUAUUCGAAUGUAUUCGACACAAUGGAAUAAACAAGGGUGGAUCCGGGAUUUUCCUUUCGGGUACCAUUUUCGUUG